GGACGGCAUUAAUUUCCCGAAAUGACUUUUAAUGAGUGGCGGCGGUGCCGGGAGUGGGGGCGCCCCUUCCCCCGGCCCGGUCCGUGGCCGCCGCGGUGGAGGCGGUGCCGGUCCCGCGGGGCGCACAGGACCGCGGCCUGGAAAGUUUCGCGGCGUUUUUAGGGUGCUCACCCCACUCUUCACCGCCGUCCGCCCCGCGUCGGCGGCUCUGGGGAUGGGGCGAGAGUGCCCGGCACGCGGUCGCGGUCGCCCCUUCUUCCCCCAGCCCCCCCCGACCCUUUCCGCGGCUGCACCCCCACUCCUCCCGGUCCUUGUCUGCUCGUUUGGGUUAUUUCAUCUCCCAACUUUUUGGGUGGGAACGGGGGGUUUCUUUAGGAGGGUGUCGGGAAGGCCGUUAGGGCUCCCCAUAAGCUGGCCCCGCGUGGGGGGCGUACCCCAAAACCAGGGGUCAGGGCGGGGGGCAAAGGCCUCACCCUCGUGCUGUGCCAUGCACCUGGGCUGUCCGCAGUGCCUGCCCUGCCCUGGAGCCCCCAGCCCCUGCCUGGGGCCUGCUGCCAUCGCUGAGCUGGGACAGUGGCCCUGAUCCUGCAGCCAGGGAAAGGGACUCCCCUCGAGGCCUCAUUCCAACCGGGGCACGUCCAUCAUGGUCUUCGGCCCCGUCCCAUAUCCUCAUCUGCGGAGAUGGACACAGCAUGGGCCAUAGUCUGGACAAGUGUGGGGCAUCGGUUGCCUCUGAGGUGCUGCUGCCGGGAGUGAGAAAUGAAAAGAUGCUUUUUUCCAGGGAAAGGAACAUCUGUAGUUGUGAAGUGAGCCCACUGGAAAGCCAACCAAUAUGCUUCACCAGGCACAGACAAUCCACAUCGUCUUGAUUCAUCAUCAUUCCAGGAUAGUGGUGUCCUUGGGGCUCUCUCUUAACACUGAUAUGGUACAGAAGAUUUAAAAUCAGCUGAUGUUCACAAGGAAUAGAGUCACGUGAUGUAUGAAGGCAAACACAUACACUUCUCUGAGGUUGACAAUAAGCCCCUGUGCUCGUAUAGCCCCAAACUGUGCAAGCAGAGGCGACUUAACGGCUACGCCUUCUGUAUCAGACACGUUCUGGAGGACAAGACUGCCCCCUUCAAGCAAUGUGAAUAUGUGGCCAAGUAUAACAGCCAACGGUGCACCAAUCCCAUCCCCAAAUCUGAGGACCGUAGGUACUGCAACAGCCACCUGCAGGUACUUGGCUUUAUACCGAAAAAGGAGAGGAAGAAAAAGAAUGACCCCAUAGAGGAGGUAAAGGUCAGGCACCAGAUGGAUACUAUGGCCCUCAGUCUGACGAUGCCCACCCUGGCCUUGAAGAUGCCCAAUGGACUGGAUGGGAUGUCCCUCUCCCCUCCUGGGGCUAGGCUUCCUCUCCACUACCUGGAGGCAGAACUAGAAGACCCCUUUGCUUUCAACGAGGAGGAUGAUGACCUAAAGAAAGGGGCAACAGUGAGGAAAAAGUUGCAGAGCAAGUUGGCUCAAAACCGGCAGCGCCAGAGAGAGACAGAGAUUUUAAAAGUUCGCCAAGAGCACUUUAGCCCCCUUCCUGCACCUUUGCAGCAGCAGCCUCUGCAGCAGCAGCACUCCCAUCUGCCACCUUCAUCAGCUUUGUUAAAGCCAACAGGGCUACCGCAGGGCAUAGUCUGCAAGUCACCUCAACCUCCGAACACCAGCCUACCAAUGCAGGGAGUGGCACCCACCACACACACUAUAGCACAAGCCCGGCAGUUGUCUAACAAGAGACCUCUGCCUCUCCUGCCGCCUGCUAGGGCUCCCGUCACGGACCCUCCAAGGACUGAUCGGGUCCUAAUGAAAGCCACAGCCUUUUCUCCGCACUCGUCCUGCAUGAGCCGGCUACAGAGACUGGUGAAACUGUGCACUCGAAAACAGCAGCUGGACACUGAUCUGUUUCCACAUCUAGGGCUGGAUUGGUCUGAAGACAGUGGAGAGGAGUUGGAGGAUUCAGAGCAAACCUCCCCUUACCAGGUCGCGUGGUCUGUCCGAGAAACCCUCGGUUACGAAAGACAUGAGUCUGAUGAUGACAAUGCGGAUGACAGGAGUUCCAGGGUGACCAGACUUUGCACUUACUUUCAGCAGAAAUACAAGCACCUCUGCCGCCUGGAGCGGGCAGAAUCUCGUCAGAAGAAAUGCCGGCACACACUCCGGAAAGCCUUGCUGCAGGCGGCCAGCAGAGAGCCAGAGCGUGCCGGGCAACUGAUCCAGGAACUCCGGAGGGCAACCUGUGCUCGUAGCAGCACAAGCCAAGCCAGGCAGAGAGAUGCAGAACCAACAACCUGUAGUGGGACUUCGAAGGGAGAACCGUGCACUAACAAGGCCCUUCCAUUCACAAGGCAUUGUUUUCAGCAUAUCUUAUUGAACCGUUCUCAGCAGCUCUUCUCAAGUUGCACAGCCAAGUUUGCAGAUGGUCAACAGUGCUCUGUGCCAGUUUUUGACAUUACACAUCAGACACCUCUGUGCGAAGAACAUGCCAAAAAAAUGGACAACUUCUUGAGGGGGGACAGCUCCCGUAAAGUUCAGCACCAGCAGCAGAGGAAACCCAGGAAAAAAACAAAACCACCUGCACUUACCAAAAAACACAAGAAGAAGAGAAGGCGAGGUCCACGCCGGCCCCAGAAACCUAUUCCUCCUGCAGUGCCCCAAGGGAACCUCACCAUGCCUGCCAGUGUCUCACUGCCAGUAGAAAUGCCCCAUAUACGGAGCCCCUCCACCCCAGAGCUGAGUGCCGAUGAGCUGCCUGAUGAUAUCGCCAAUGAAAUCACAGACAUUCCACAUGACUUGGAAUUGAAUCAGGAGGACUUCUCUGAUGUCCUGCCACGGCUGCCCGAUGACUUGCAAGAUUUUGAUUUCUUUGAAGGUAAAAAUGGAGAUCUCCUUCCUACAACAGAAGAGGCUGAAGAACUGGAACGGGCCCUACAGGCUGUAACUUCUCUUGAGUGCCUGAGUACCAUUGGAGUACUUACACAGACAGAUGGUGUGCCAGUUCAGGAGCUGUCAGAUAGAGGGAUAGGGGUGUUCUCUACAGGUGCUGGAGCUCCAGGAAUGCAGUCCUUGAGUCGAGAGGUUAACACGGAUCUGGGGGAGCUGUUGAAUGGGCGUAUAGUACAUGAUAAUUUCUCCAGUCUGGAGCUGGAUGAGAACUUGCUCCGCUCUGCUACCUUGUCCAACCCACCUACGCCCCUGCCAGGGCAGAUCCAGGGGCAAUUCUCAGCCCCAGCCAACGUUGGCCUUACUUCUGCCACUCUGAUAAGCCAGAGUGGCCUUGGGGAGAGAGCCUUCCCAGGACAGUUUCAUGGACUUCAUGAUGGCAGCCAUGCCUCCCAGAGGCCCCACCCUGCCCAGCUGCUGAGCAAGGCAGAUGACCUGAUCACCUCACGACAGCAAUACAGCAGUGACCAUUCACACUCCUCACCCCAUGGAAGCCAUUAUGAUAGCGAGCAUGUGCCGUCUCCCUACAGUGACCAUAUCACAUCCCCUCACACCGCAUCCUUUUCUGGUGAUAACCUGGCAGCUACCUUCUCAGCAGAGAUGCCCAUGAUGGCACAGCACUUGCUCCCAACUCCGCUGGAUGUGCCACUUAGCGGGGUGGUCAACCCCAGAACUCACUGGGGAAACCUUCCUGUCAAUCUUGGGGACCCCUCUCCGUUUAGCAACCUUCUUGGUGCAGAUGGACAUCUCCUGUCCACCUCCCUGUCCACACCACCUACCACCUCGCACUCAGAGACCACGCAGCCUGCCUUCGCCACUGUGACCCCCAACAGCUCCAGCGUGCUUCCGGGGUUGCCGCAGACCAGUUUUAGUGGCAUGGGUCCUGCCUCCGCUGAACUCAUGGCCUCCACCUCCCCUAAACAACAGCUCCCUCAGUUCAGCGCAGCCUUCGGGCACCAGCUGAGCUCCCACAGUGGCAUCCCCAAGGACCUGCAGCCCAGCCACAGCUCCAUAGCUCCUCCCACGGGCUUCGCAGUGACCGGUGCCACCGCUACCAGUACCAAUAACGCAUCUGCACCCUUCACCACCUCCAACUGAGCUUGUCUGCCUGGCUCUGUGCAGGUAGAUGGGGGACCUAUGUUUUCUAUCUUUCUUUUCUUACUUUAUUAUUUUUUUUUUCUGUCCUCUCUUCCCCCACCCCCUCCUUUUUUUUUUUUUUUUUUUUUUUUUUUUUUUUUUUUUUUUUUUUUUUAUGAGGGGGUUAAAAAGAAAUCCCCAGUUUCAGUACUGACCAGGGUUAGCCCUCUGUGAACCUUGCUGUAGCGUUCACAUGUGCUUGUUACGCACCGGUGCUCAUUUAGUACAGGCAGGUUCACUGUUCCCCAGUAAUUCCUUAAGGAUACAGCACAGUUACUGGAUGUAAUUGAUCUUAGCAGUAAGACCUAGCAAUGGGAAGAUACCUCAGAUUACGGAUGCAUAUUACUGUUUCCUAGGGUUUGGAUCAGUGCUUGCCAUCCCAUAAGCAUCUGGUAGAAAGUUUUCCAGUGGGCAGAAGUCUUUUUAUUAUUAUUAUGAUUUUUUUUAAUUUUCCCAAAGGUAGCAUCUGGCAUUGAAAACUUGGCUGCGUACAUUGAAUUGAGAAUAGUGCACUGAAGUCCUAAAACAAGACCGUGGUUCAAGAAUGAGUUUGACAGCUUGUUAAGAUAGUGUCUUGACCUCCUCUGUGUGCGUGUGUGUGUUUGGGGUGCAGGGAGCGGCAGUUCUUUUUCCGCUUUUGGUGAAGAAGUGGAAAAAGUGGGAGUUGUCCCCUUUUGGAUCUGGUCACUGUUCUUACUGCAUGCUGACUUUUGUUUUGAUGAUGAUGAUUUUUAAUUCAUUGAGCAGCAAGGGGAACAAUUGACUGGUUGCCCAUAAAUUUGAAGGCUGAUGCAAAGUUAGCUCAGAGGGAAAAAAAACAACAACAAUAAAAACAACUAAAAAACCAAAACACAAUCAGAAACAUUGAAAUAAAAUAAUGGUGUAGUGAAGAUUCCUGUGCAAAAAUUCCCUUCCUUGCUGAAUUACUGUGGCCUUGUAACAUUGAUGAUUUGCCUUUUCAAGUGUGGCUUUGUCCCAGACUCCUUGCCUGACAGGCUGACAGGUAUUUUCCAGCUGAAACUGGAAGAAUUCAGUUGGUAUUCUGCCCGUCCACACAAAUCUAGUUCAGACCCUUUGGUAAGUUCCAAACAAAUGCGUUUCUCAAAUUGUUUCUGCCUAUUGAGACUUUGUUAGCUUUUUUUCCCACCAAGCCAUAUUGUUUCUGGGUUUCUUAUGGGACUCGAUGCUCUUAACAUAAAACUGAAUAUGUGUAAGGAACUAGCAGGUACCUACCAGCAGUCAUGGCUAACCAGAAGAUAAAUCACUAAAGCAAAAUAGGUAGAUAAGAGUUCUUUUAUUUUCCUAUCUUUUUUUUUCUUUUUUUUCUUUUUUCUUUCUUUCUUUCUUUUUUUUUUUUUUUUGGCAGGACAGUUUUGCUUUUACUGCCCACCUGUUGAAGACAGUGUUCAGACUCUUAGGUAGUAAUUUCAGUUCUUAAAGAAUGGAGUCCAUUAGCUUUUAGAUGUUUUUAUUUUUUAUUUUGUUUUUAAUCCAAGGGAUAACAGCAGCAGAAAUCCAGAGGUGUUUACGUGUAUCUCUUUACUGGAAGGGAAAAAAGGAAUUUGCUUGUGACUUUAUAGGGCUCAGAUUUGCUAUUAUGCUUUGACUGUAAAAGUAACAACUAUUUCAUUGGUAUAACAAGUCUCUACUACUCUUGACCUGUUUCUGAGAUGCAAAUGAGAGAGAAUAGAAAAAAACACAUUUCAGUCUCUGACUGUAGAAGAGGGAUUUCCUUCCACCUUAGAGUAACACAUCCUACCUGCAUAUAUUCUAGUCUAAUCCAGGAAACUGAGAACUGAGCACAUGUGAUAGGGAGGCCUAAUAAACUGUUUGAGCAAGGGAUCUUUGAACUAAGUUUAGUUUCUGUAGGAAUUCAUUUCGUUAGCGGUUGGGCCUGCAUCGAACUCUGACCCAAACCUCUCCUUUCAUCUUGCUAAAGAACAGAGUUUAAAUGGGAGAGGUCUUGUCUCCUUACUAUCAUAGCAAUCAUACUAUCCCCUUUUCUUGAAAGGUUUGUCCUCCUUAAACUUAGAGUAUGGAUGAUGUGUAUGUCCUUAUGAAAUUGCAAGUGUAUGUGGGUGGAGGAAACAAAAAUGAUUUUCACGCUUCUGUUGUUAUGAAGUCCUUAUUUCAUACUUGGUUAAAUAGAUCUUAAUAAUAUAAGCCUAAUAUUUUUUAAGUGGUGAUUUAAACAUGUUUGUAACAUUUAAAUGUUUUUAAAUCAUGUAAAAAGUUGAAUUGAAGCCUAUGAAAUCCUGCUUGUGAUUGUCCUGCUGAUUGAGGAAUGCCCAGUGGUAUUGUGAAAUGAGGCAAAUCUGACAAGGCAUUUAUUUAUUUUUCUAUUAAGUUCCCCACACUUCGUUGAGAAGACAACUGUUUGAUUUGCAAAUGAUUUUCAUUGUGUCCAUAUACUUUCUUCAAUGUGUUUUGGAUGACUGGCUGAAAAAGAGUGAAGAACUAGUAUACCAAAUGGUUAAUUCUUUAAUCUGUUUGUGUAUUUGUGUCAUUUUUAAAGGAUGUUGAUUUCUAUAUAUUGGUUUCAGGACUUUGGUCUUGAAAUGAUUAUUGUGCCCAUCAAACUCUCUGAUGAAGCUGCAGCUGUUGCAGAGUUUAAUUGUUCCACGUUACAUUUCUCUUUCUUAGCAAAUGCAGGGUGUGCAGGGGGAAGAGGAAUGGAGGGCCAAGUUCCGCUUGCUUAAAUUGGCAUAAAUUUCACAGGAGCACUUUGGUGUAAGGUCGCUGUGAGUUUGUACUGUUGUAAUUCAGAACAGAAUCCAGCUCCUGGUCUGAGUGUUAUUUUAGUCAGGGAAUUUCAAAAGCUGUCAAAGUUACAAAGGUUCAUAAUUCUUGUUUGAAGUCAUUGGCCAUUAUGGAUCUGCAUUCCUAUAAGGCAGCCUAGGACAUCAGCUCUUCCACUUAAACUUCAGUUUUGUAUAUCCCUUGACCUUUUCCUGAGAAGUGAUUAGGUAACAGUUUUUCAGUGAGCAAACUAAGUUUGCAGUAAACUGUACUAUUAAAAAUAAAUUUGUUUGUAUGUUUGUA
Coturnix japonica (Japanese quail) is the source of this 7146-nucleotide messenger RNA. NCBI's taxonomy places the organism in Eukaryota, Metazoa, Chordata, Aves, Galliformes, Phasianidae. The record is from RefSeq and is a predicted model, not a curated record.